Messenger RNA from Trametes versicolor FP-101664 SS1, 828 nucleotides. RefSeq lists its product as uncharacterized. The record is from RefSeq and is a predicted model, not a curated record. Bases 1 to 828 code for a protein of 275 amino acids. The transcript has 3 exons. NCBI's taxonomy places the organism in Eukaryota, Fungi, Basidiomycota, Agaricomycetes, Polyporales, Polyporaceae.
AUGUCGACCCUCGCCAUCAAAGCCGGCAGGAAGCUCUUCGAGCGCAACCUGGAGCAGUACCAGCCCUCGGACCCGAUGUACGAGACGUACACCGAUAAGAAGGGCCGCCAGCGCAGACGCAGGCGCGAGAGUCCGCCUGGGCUGUCUACGCGCGAUGCGAAGAUCCUGAAGUCGGUGCAGCGGCGCGCGCAUUAUCUGGAUAAAGGCUUCUCUAUAUGCGGGCUGCGCUUUGGCUGGACGUUCGUCAUCGGUAUCAUACCUGGGGCUGGAGACAUCGCCGAUGCCUCGCUCAACUACAUCCUCGUCGUGCGCAAGGCAAAACAAGCCGAGUACGUCCGUCUUCCCACCUCUCCCGCGACUCCCCUAGGACAGAUGCUCAUGCUCACGCUCCCGCCCCACAGGAUCCCCGGCUGGCUGCUGCGCCAAAUGCUGCUGAACAACGCCGUGUCCGCCGCGGUCGGCUUCGUGCCCUUCAUCGGCGACGUCGUGCUCGCGAUGUACAAGGCAAACUCGCGCAACGCCGCGCUCCUCGAGGAGUUCCUCCGCAUCCGCGGCGAGGAGUUCCUCAAGGCCGAGCGCGAGCGCGUGCAGGACCCGCAGACCGUCAAGCCCGGCGCCGGCCGCGAGCCUGGGGAGCACGUUCCCGGCAAGCAGGAGCGAUCCGCGACGGGGUUGGGGUGGUUCAGGCGCGGCAGCAAGGGGAGCAAGAAGGAGAAGAAUGGCAAGGCUCCGGCGGCUGUGGGCCCCGCGGCGGGCUCGCCGUCUGCCGAUAGGGGGCGGUUUGUCGAGGACGUCCCGCCGGUGGGAGACCACCCCAAGCCGCUGUAA